CCCACGAUGACUCUGUCCAAUUGCUCCACAGGUUCUGGGAACAGCUGUCACCUCCUCACCCAACCCAAAUUCACCCAGCACCACCCUCCCUGUUCCACUGAGCCCACAGCCACGGAACACAGAAAGUCCCUGCUGGGAACCCAGACGCAGGGCCGGCGGCGUAGCCAUCCAGGAGCGCCCAAGCAUAGAAAAAGAAGAACCUACCUGCUUCUUGGCAUUCUGACGGCUAGUAACAGCAGAGCCUUAUCUCCAUCAUCUGACCGGAAGCCGAGCUUCGUACUCAGGCAAGACCUGAACCUUCAGCACAUAAGACGCCAAGAGGCUCUCUGGACAAAACGCUGUGGAGCUAGGGCAGGCCAGGAUGGAGAGCCCGGCCUCCACAGAGGACUAUGGCCUGACCACUGAAUAUGACUACGGGGAUACAACCCCAUGCCAGAAGGUGGCUGUGAGGGCCUUCGGAGCCCAGCUGCUGCCACCCCUGUACUCCCUGGUGUUCAUCAUCGGUGUGGUGGGCAACGUCCUGGUGGUCCUGGUCCUCAUGAAGUACAAGAGGCUCCAAAGCAUGACCAGCAUCUACCUGCUCAACCUGGCCCUCUCUGACCUGCUCUUCCUCUUCACACUGCCCUUCUGGAUCGACUACAAGCUGAAGGACAGCUGGGUCUUUGGCAAUGCCAUGUGUAAGCUCCUGUCUGGCCUCUACUACCUGGGCUUGUACAGCGAGAUCUUCUUCAUCAUCCUGCUGACCAUCGACAGGUACCUUGCCAUUGUCCAUGCCGUGUUCGCCCUUCAAGCCCGGACCGUCACCUUCGGCAUCAUCACCAGUGUCAUAACCUGGAUCUUGGCCAUCUUGGCUUCUGUCCCUGGCUUGUACUUUUCUAAGACCCAGUGGGAGGCCACACGCCACACCUGCAGCCUUCAUUACCCCUACCAGAGCCUGCGGGCCUGGCAGCGCUUUCAGGCUCUGAAGCUGAACCUGCUGGGGCUCAUCCUGCCGCUGCUGGUCAUGGUGGUCUGCUACACAGGCAUCAUCAGGAUUCUGCUCCACCGGCCCAACGAAAAGAAAGCCAAAGCUGUCCGGCUGAUCUUUGUCAUCAUGAUCAUCUUCUUCUUCUUCUGGACCCCAUACAACCUGGCUAUGUUUGUUUCUGCUUUCCAGGAGCACAUGUUCACCAACUACUGUGAGCAGAGCAGACAGCUGGACCUGGCCCUGCAGGUCACAGAGGUGAUCGCCUACACCCACUGCUGCGUCAACCCCAUCAUCUACGUCUUCGUGGGCGAGAGAUUCCGGAGGCACCUGCGCCAGCUGUUCCGGAGGCUUGCAGCCGGGCACCUGUCCAAGUGCUUACCCUUCCUCACCGUGGACCGGCUGGAGAGGGCCAGCUCCGUGUCUCCAUCCACUGCUGAGCACGAGCUCUCUGGCGUGCUCUGACUUGGACCUCUGGAGGCCCAUGCAGGUUCCAGUGGGAGUGGCCUGCCAGGCCGGCCAGCAAGGCAGGGAGAAGUAGAGGUGGCAUGGCUGUCCCCACCCAACCCUGACACCCCACACAGUGUGGAAUUGUACCUUUGGGACAGAGGCCACUCAAAGGUGGUCUAGGCUGAGUCACCUGGGGCUUCAGUCUUGCUGUGACUCCUCCCCCGGUGGAGAAGGGACAAGUGGGUGACAUGGGACAUUCCAGAGGCUGAGACUGCAGGCUCCAGGAAAGGGCUGGGGUCCAAACACGAUGCCCAGUGUGUGAACACUGGGAUUUGCAAAAACAAAAAAAAACCCAAAAAACACCCUGCAGCAGCCCCGAUGAGCUUGGAAAUGGUGAUUUCCACGGGUGAUGCCCUGCAGAGUCCUAGAGCCAGCAUGUGACCUGCAGGGCUGGGGAUGAGCUCCUGGCAGUGAAAGGAAGGGGAGAAGGGUGGACUCUGGAGGUGCCUGCCCACAGGUGGGUAGACGGACUCUGUCCUGAACUGAGAGGCACUGAGCUAGAAGGAGCAGGUUUACCAAAGCUCUCCACUCCUCAGCUCCAAGCAAGGUCCCUGCUUAUCAUUCUUUGUCCGCUUCCCCUCACAUGCGUAUUUCUUUAAAAAUUGUUUUUAGCAAAGCCCAAAGACACCAAGAAGAAAGAAAACAAGCAUUGAAGUCAUCCAUCACCUUAUUGCCCGAACAACCACUGUGCAUUUGGAAGUGUUUUCACCGUGUUUUUAAUUCUGUGUGUACUCGGGAUUGGAGCCGAGGCGGUCUUUGGUGGUGCUCAUGGUUCUGCUGCUGUAUUUAAUGAGCAGUAUGUUGCGGCCGCUUUCUCAGGUCAAUAAAUCAUUUCAAAGCACU
Messenger RNA from Heterocephalus glaber (naked mole-rat), 2317 nucleotides. RefSeq names its product C-C motif chemokine receptor 1 (gene Ccr1). Gene Ontology annotation, cellular component: membrane; external side of plasma membrane; cytoplasm. The record is from RefSeq and is a predicted model, not a curated record. NCBI's taxonomy places the organism in Eukaryota, Metazoa, Chordata, Mammalia, Rodentia, Bathyergidae. Gene Ontology annotation, molecular function: chemokine (C-C motif) ligand 5 binding; C-C chemokine receptor activity; chemokine (C-C motif) ligand 7 binding. Gene Ontology annotation, biological process: positive regulation of cytosolic calcium ion concentration; positive regulation of monocyte chemotaxis; immune response.